AUGGAGCUUUCCGCACGACAUGCUCACUCAGUCCCUCUGGAUACAAAGUCAUUAGGACCAAUCUCAACUUUGGCACCCUUUUCGGCCUUGAUCAUCUCCAUCGUGCUGGUCAUCUUCUUCUUCCUUCGCUUCUACCUCCUCGAAGGCUUUCUCAUCCGUCGUCUAUAUGGCCCCAUCUUCACCCAGAUGAGCGAGCUAAACCGUCGAGGCUUCAUCAAUCAUCAUAUCGCCGGUGUCACCAAGCUCAUCAUUUUGAUUGUCGCCGCAUACCCCUUCAUCAGUAUUACUUUCUGCAGAGGCCCGUCAUUCAACACGCCCUUCGUCCAUGGCUCACCCGUGACACUGGGGGAUAUUUUGAUUGUUGUGUCUCAAAUGUUGAUUGGUAUCUACAUUUUUGAGUUGAUCUACCGUGUGAAGUUGUCCCCCGUGGCUGUGAUGCACCACAUUGGGACAAUAUUCAUUGGUCAAGCGGCCAUAGCGAUCAGUCUGCGACCGCUACGUGAACCGGAUGCCUACAUUGAGUUUGCCCUCUGUACUGUCUGGGGUGCAUUCGACGCUGUUUUCGAGUUAUUCCCCCAUGUCGCCAUAGUCCUUUACCGGAUCUUUCCCAAUAGCCACCACUUUCUCAGCAAUGUUUUCCUCUUCUCGUGUUUCUCAACCGCAUUGGGGACGGCCGCCGAAACUGUUGUGACGAUGUGGCUGUUUGCAAGUACGUGGGCCCGCUGGCGACUUGCCUUUAAGAUUGUCACCCCAAUCUUGCAUGUGGCAUUCUCCGCAGCACAAAUACAUGGCAGCCUUGUCUUCUGGCGGAUGUACCGCCGACAAAAGCGCCUCCAGAGGGAGACCGACGCCGAAGCAAGAGAUAGCGAUUUGAAGGGGGAAACUGAGAGCUCAAUAAAUGAUUGUCAAUGUGAACACCCAAGUGGGCAGAACAUGGAGGGGGAGGUCAAUCAUGAAUUGGUCACGGUAAAAUCAGGGGUCCCAGUUGUUGCUGCUGUUGAGAGGUCA
Molecule: messenger RNA, 1008 nt
Organism: Penicillium coprophilum
Lineage: Eukaryota; Fungi; Ascomycota; Eurotiomycetes; Eurotiales; Aspergillaceae
Exons: 2
Source: RefSeq, a predicted model, not a curated record